AUGACUAUGCAAAACCUGCAGUUUCAGAAAGAUAACAUGCAAUUUCAGCAGGAGACUAGAGCUUUCAUACAGAGUCUCACUAACCAGAUGGGUCAGAUGGCUCCUCAGAUAAACCAGGCGCAUUCUCAAAAUUCUGAUAAGUUACCAUCCCAGCCUGUGCAGAAUCCAAGGAAUGUGAGUGCCAUAACCCUCAGAUCAGGGAAGCAGAUUGUUGUGCUUUCAGAGCCCGCUUCUACAUCUACACUCGUGCCUGCCACUUGUCCUAGAGAGGACGACCAUGACGGUCCACGCAGGGCAUUUGAGGUGGGUGGAUCUUCUUCUCCAGCUGGUGGUUCUUCUUCAGGUGGAUCUUCUCCCUUUUCCACCACCACUGCUACCGCACCUUCUCCAUUGGUUGACCGACCUAUCCCUCUUCUAUUCCCUUCACGGGCACUUCCUAGCACAAAGAUGGAAGAGGUGGAUAGGGAAAUUCUGGAGACCUUCAGGAAGGUAGAGGUGAACAUACCUCUACUCGAUGCCAUCAAGCAGAUACCGAAGUAUGCCAAAUUCUUGAAGGAGUUGUGCACACAUAAGAGAAAGAUGAAGGGAAAUGAGAGGAUUAGCAUGGGAAGGAAUAAUGCCAUGCUUGAUUUGGGUGCUUCUGUUAAUGUCAUGCCUUUCUCUAUAUAUGCAUCUUUGUCUCUUGGUCCUUUGCAAACCACGGGUGUGGUCAUUCAGUUGGCCAAUAGGAGUGUUACCCACCCAACAAGUUUCAUAGAGGAUGUCUUGGUUAGUGUUGGUGAAUUGAUUUUUCCUGCUGACUUUUAUGUUUUGGAAAUGGAGGAGGGAUUCUCUCAUGGAUCCGCUCCCAUUAUCUUAGGCAGGCCAUUCUUGAAAACUGCCCGAACUAAGAUUGAUGUGUAUGCUGGAACUUUGUCUAUGGAAUUUGCUGAUAUUGUUGUUCAUUUUAAUAUCAUUGAUGCAAUGAAAUUUCCAGCUGAGGACCAUUCUCUGUUUAGGAUCGAUGCAUUGGAUGACAUUAUUGAUGAAUUUGUUGUUGACGACUUUCAUUUUGUGCAUGAGAAGAAGCAUUCUUUUCUAUCUUCUUUGCAUUCAUGCAUUGAAUCUGGAUUCGAAUCAGGAUUUGAGAAUGAUGUUGAUAAUGUUGUGGAUUUUGAUGAGGAUUGUGAUGUCCAGGAUAUUGAUGUUAUGCAUGAUAUUGAUGAUGUUGUUGACAUAUAUGUGAUGGACAUUGAUUUGGGAAGUACACUUGAAUCUGACUUGCAUGCACCCACUCUUGAGAUGAAACAGCUCCCAGAUAACCUCAAGUACGUGUACUUGGAGGAUGAUGAGAAGAAACCGGUGAUCAUUUCUACCUCCCUUGAUUCUGUUCAAGAGGAGAAGUUGCUUGGUGUGCUUAAGAAGCACAACAAGGCCAUUGGUUGGAGUUGGGCUGACAUACCUGGUAUUAGCCCAUCCACAUGCAUGCAUAGAAUUCUUUUGGAAGAUGGGGCAAAGCCAGUGAGACAGCCACAAAGAAGGCAAAACCCCGUGAUCAUGGACGUCAUCAAGAAGGACGUGACCAAGCUUUUGCAAUAUAAGUUGAGACCAUUAAUUGAGCAGCAGCAAAAUCUUAGUGGAAAGCUUGGAAAGCUUGUGCAGCCAAGAGAAAAGGAAGUUAUUACUACCCUAUAUCCUUUUUUGCAAUCUGUUUUAACCAAAUGCAAACAAGCUUUUGACAGCCUGACGGAAGCUUUGACCACCACUCCGAUCAUCCAGGCACCAGAUUGGACAACCCCUUUUGAGCUUAUGUGGGAUGCAUCCAAUUAUGCAUUGGGGGUUGUCUUGACACAAAAGAUUGAUAAGUGGCCUCGAGUGAUCUACUACGCUUCCAGGACUUUGGAUGUUGCCCAAGCAAACUACACUACCAUUGAGAAAGAGCUCUUAGCCAUUAUGUUCGCUCUUGAUAAAUUUAGAUCUUAUUUGCUUGGUUCUCCUGUCACUGUUUUCACUGACCAUGCAGCUCUAAAGUUUCUAUUGAAGAAGGCUGAGUCGAAGCCUAGAUUGAUUAGGUGGAUGCUUCUACUCCAAGAGUUUGAACUACAAAUCCAAGACAGGAGUGGAGCACAGAAUCUGGUUGCUGACCACCUCAACAAGAUUGAGAGAGUUGAGGAUGAAGCCAAUGUUUUGCCUAUCCAGGAUAACUUUCUUGAUGAAAGCUUAUGGAUGGUUUCACUUUCCUACCCUACCCCUUGGUUUGAAAAUAUUGUUAAUUAUUUGGUUGCUUAUGUUUUUCCUCCCUUAGCAUCGCGUGCUCAAAUUGCUAAAAUUAAGAGCGAUGCUAAGUAUUACAUAUGGGAUGACCCAUAUCUGUGGAAGUUGUGUAGUGAUCAGGUUACAAGAAGAUGCAUUUUGGACCAUGAGAUUGAUUCGGUCCUACAGUUUUGUCACGCUUCCUCACCUGGUGAUCAUUUGGGAAUUCAAAGAACGGCUCGCAGGGUGUUAGAUUGUGGUUUCUAUUGGCCCUCCAUCUUUAAGGAUGCUGAGAGGAUUUGCAGCACCUGCGAGCCAUGUCAGAGAGCAGGAGGAUCAUUUUCAUGGAAACAACAGAUGCCUCAACAACCCAUGUUGUUCUGUGAGGUGUUUGAUGUCUGGGGUAUAGAUUUCAUGGGUCCUUUUCCUGUUUCUUUUGGUUUCUCUUAUAUUCUCCUUGUUGUGGAUUAUGUUUCAAAAUGGGUGGAAGCUAGAGCCACCAGGACUAAUGAUGCUUGGGUUAUUGUAGUUUUUGUUAAAUCUCACCUCUUUUGCAGGUUUGGAGUGCCUAGAGCAAUUGUUGGUGAUCAGGGAACCCAUUUUUGCAACAGAUCCAUGCAAGCUUUGCUCAAGAAAUAUGGGGUGACGCACAGAGUUUCUACACCUUACCACCCCCAAACAAAUGGGCAGGCUGAGAUCUCCAACAGGGAGAUUAAGAGGAUUUUGGAGAAGAUUGUCCAGCCCAACAGGAAAGAUUGGAGUAAUAGGUUGGACGAUGCUCUUUGGGCCCACAGGACUUCCUACAAAGCACCCAUUGGGAUGUCUCCCUAUCGAGUUGUCUUUGGAAAGGCAUGUCAUUUACUAGUUGAGAUUGAGCAUCGGGCAUAUUGGGCUGUGAAGACUUGCAACUUCUCCAAUGACCAAGCUGGAGAGGAAAGGAAGUUGCAACUGAAUGAAUUCGAUGAGAUCCGAUUGGAGGCCUAUGAGAACUCAAAGUUCUACAAGGAAAGGACCAAGAGGUUCCAUGAUAGUUCCAUUGUUAGAAAGGACUUCGAGGUUGGCCAACAGGUUUUGUUGUAUAACUCUAGACUCGGCCUCAUGGGUGGUAAGUUGAGAUCAAAGUGGACUGGACCUUUUGUUGUGACUAAUGUUUAUCCUUAUGAUGCAGUAGAGAUCCAAGGUCCAUCUGCAACUAAAAGCUUCAAGGUGAACGGGCAUAGAGUGUAG
Messenger RNA from Vigna angularis (adzuki bean), 3459 nucleotides. RefSeq lists its product as uncharacterized. Gene Ontology annotation, molecular function: nucleic acid binding. Gene Ontology annotation, biological process: DNA integration. The transcript is spliced from 5 exons. The record is from RefSeq and is a predicted model, not a curated record. NCBI's taxonomy places the organism in Eukaryota, Viridiplantae, Streptophyta, Magnoliopsida, Fabales, Fabaceae. Bases 1 to 3459 code for a protein of 1152 amino acids.